AACUGACGUCAGCACACUAGACCAGAAUUAGGGGGUGAUUGUAGUGAUGAUGAUUCUUCUCAAGUGAUUUAAACAGUUUUUAAGCAUUUUGGGUUUAAAACCGGGGUGUGGAGUGCAAAACCGGUGCAAAAGUGUUAAAGUGGUGCAAUAGUCGCAAAAUGACACCCUCUGUGCGCCCCACAAGUUGAUAAUCUCCACUAAAUGCACAAAAUCGCCCCCAUGAUGGCCACCAAGCUAGUGAGACACUUAGAUUUAUCAAAGAUUGUCACCACCAUCGUUUGGACGCCCCCUCGAACAAAACUAACGAAUUUCUCCCCAUGUAGAUCGCAACAUAUCAAACUUAAUUUUAGUACAAGCUGUAGAUUGGAUGGCAGUGCUGGUAGAGCGGAGACUACAAGCACGACGCAAGGCUUAUCCAAAUUACAAGCGCAGGAAUUGGUCUUGAGACUGAACGGUGAAGAGAGAAAUAUACUGAUUUCGGCGCUACAAGAGUACCAAUCAAAACUAGUCAAAGACGAGUACGAAGGUCAACUAGCAGCCUCACGAUGGAGAAGUAAAUUCGGACGUCCGAGCAAAUUGCCAAGACUGGGAGACGUAGAUCCUACGGGAUCCUAUUGUCCCGUUCCCGAAGACUGGUUAAGGAAAAAAUUUGCCGAAUCGGUGCCUCGCCCCACCAGCAGGAACUUGAUGGGCAUCGCCAUCGCCAACUCGAUCCCGUUCAUCGGCUUCGGCUUCUUGGACAACUUCUUCAUGUUGUUAUUUGGCGAUUACAUCGACCUUUACUUGGGGUCGUAUUUCUGCAUGACGACGAUGGCGGCCGCCGCCCUGGGGAACACGCUUUCGGACGUCUUGGGCAUCGGGACGGCCUUCUACGUCGAGCGUCUCGCCAACAAGAUAGGGUUUCGCCCCCCGAAGCUGUCCCCCAUCCAGAUGGACAUGACGUGUUCGCGGAACGCGGCCAACUUCGGACGCGUCUUGGGGGUCACUCUGGGGUGCAUCCUAGGCAUGUGCCCCCUGCUGUUCCGCAAGGGGAAAGACGAGGACGAGAAGGAUGAAUAAAGUAGGAUUUUUGUGCAAUAAAACCCUUAGUCAGUGUUACUUGCAUUUAUUUUCUUGUAUAUAUGAUGUAUAUAAAUGGAGUAAAAUGACCAAAAAAAUUCAAUGUUAGAGACGCUUUUAUACUUGACUCAAAUUCGUCCAAAAGUCACAAUCUUGUCUAUUUUUCAAUACCUGUGACUUGUUAUAUACUUAAUUUAUUGUACCCCUCCUUUUAGCCUCUAUUGAAGUGUUCAAUAAAUAGACUGUUAGAAAA
Messenger RNA from Tribolium madens (black flour beetle), 1312 nucleotides. Its product is annotated as transmembrane protein 65. NCBI's taxonomy places the organism in Eukaryota, Metazoa, Arthropoda, Insecta, Coleoptera, Tenebrionidae. Gene Ontology annotation, cellular component: mitochondrion. The record is from RefSeq and is a predicted model, not a curated record. Bases 202 to 1059 code for a protein of 285 amino acids. The transcript has 5 exons.